AUGUUUUUCAUUGACUUGGAACAAGACAAUACUCAAUUGCAAGUAAUGGCUACUAAUAAACUUAUGGGAAUGGAUGUGACUGAGUUUAACAAACUACAUGGAUGGUUCAAGCCUGGAGAUUACAUAAGUUGUGAGGGUCAUGCUUCAAGAACGAAAACUGGAGAGCUUACUUUGAAAGCAAGUAGGUCGAUUGAGCUAUUAACUCCUUGUUUGUCCAAAAUGCCAAACAAGUUGAUAGAUAAGGGAAUCAUAAAUAAUAACAGAGUUCUCAACUACUUGGUCAACCCUAGAUCCAAACAGCCCAUCAUUAUUAAAUCCAAGGUCAUUCAGUGUAUACGGCAGUUUCUACUCAAUCGCGAUUUUCUCGAAGUUCAAACUCCUAUAUUAAGUAAUGAGGGAACUGGUGCAAAUGCUAAUCCAUUUAGGACAAAAUUCAAAGACAAUGAUAUACAAUUGCGGGUGGCGCCAGAGUUGUGGUUGAAAAAACUUGUGAUUGGUGGGUUUGAUAAAGUAUUUGAAAUUGGCAACAAUUUUCGUAACGAAGGUAUUGAUCAAACUCAUAAUCCUGAAUUUACAUCUUGUGAAUUUUAUCAAGCAUAUACGAGUUUAGACGAAUUGAUGCAAAUGACGGAAGAGCUACUCGUGGAAAUUUUCAAAAUUUUUAAAAUACCCGUGGUGUUGGAGCUGUUCCCCAAGUACGAUUUCUUGCCUACGUUAAAAGCAGUCACUGGUUUGUCACUUGAUGAUUUAUCGUUUGAUGGUAUUUUACAAUACUACAAGCGCCUUGGUUUACAAGUACCGCCCAAUCCUAACCCAACUAAUUUACUCAACAACUUAAGUGAGAUAUACUUGGAGUCAUUAAGUAUUUCCAAACACCCAAACACACCGGUAUUCAUUUACAACCAACCAGAGAUUUUAUCACCCUUGGCAAAGUCGAGGACAAUCAACAACAUCCCCGUGUCAUCUCGAUUUGAACUUUUUAUUAAUGGCAAAGAAUACGUAAAUGCUUACGAAGAAGAAAAUAAUCCACAGCAGCAAUAUACCAAGUUUCAACAACAGCAAGUAAAUAAGGUGGAGUUUAAUGAUGAUGAAAUGUUGAUUCCUGAUUGGGCAUUUGUACAAACGAUGAAAUUGGGGUUACCACCUACUGGUGGAUGGGGAAUUGGAAUUGAUCGAUUGGCAAUGUUUAUAAGUGGUGUUGAAAGAAUUGACCAAGUCUUGCCAUUUGGUAACUUACGAGAUGUUUUGAAGCAGUAA
This is a messenger RNA of Lodderomyces parapsilosis, 1257 nucleotides long. It is a transcript of the gene MSK1, whose product is annotated as lysine--tRNA ligase. The coding region runs from base 1 to 1257 and encodes 418 amino acids. Gene Ontology annotation, cellular component: cytoplasm; mitochondrion. Gene Ontology annotation, biological process: mitochondrial lysyl-tRNA aminoacylation. The record is from RefSeq and is a predicted model, not a curated record. Lineage: Eukaryota; Fungi; Ascomycota; Pichiomycetes; Serinales; Debaryomycetaceae. Gene Ontology annotation, molecular function: ATP binding; lysine-tRNA ligase activity; tRNA binding. The transcript has a single exon.